Molecule: messenger RNA, 8755 nt
Organism: Nothobranchius furzeri (turquoise killifish)
Lineage: Eukaryota; Metazoa; Chordata; Actinopteri; Cyprinodontiformes; Nothobranchiidae
Gene: acaca
Product: acetyl-CoA carboxylase alpha
Biological process (GO): fatty acid biosynthetic process
Cellular component (GO): mitochondrion
Molecular function (GO): ATP binding; metal ion binding; acetyl-CoA carboxylase activity
Source: RefSeq, a predicted model, not a curated record
CAUCGCCCAGGAGUAACCUCCUAACGAAUCACCACAUCACCCCACUCUCAGCUGUUAGGCUGUCGGUCGGAGCUCCGUGACCUCAUCAUGGUGUGAUUUUUUUCUUUUUGUUUUAUUUCAUCAUCUCUGCACACAGACAUGUCCGACAGACACGGUUAAUUCACUAAUUUGUUUGACUUAACUAUCAGGAUAACCUGUCGGUUUAUCUCCACCGUGUUGGCAGCCUGUUCAUGUGGCCCAGCCAUGGCGCAGCAGGACGGCGCUCCUAGGAUGAAUCCCACCAUUGGCACUUUGCAGUCUCACUUCCUCGUGGGAUCCAUAUCGGAGGAGAACUCGGAGGAUGAAAACCAGGGGAAGGCAGACAUGCCGCAGGAGGACAAGGACAUCCGCUCACUGUCACCUUCUUCUGGGAGCUCUGACAGCACGACCGACGGAGGUUUUGAUCACAUCGAUGGGCCCAUUAACAAUCUGAGGCCAAGCAUGUCAGGGCUGCACCUGGUGAAACAAGGGAGAGAUCGCAGGCGGGUUGAUCUCCAGAGAGACUUCACUGUUGCAUCACCUGCGGAAUUCGUCACUCGCUUUGGUGGCAACAAGGUCAUCGAAAAGGUUCUUAUUGCCAACAACGGCAUCGCAGCUGUUAAGUGCAUGCGCUCCAUCCGCCGCUGGGCCUACGAGAUGUUCCGCAAUGAAAGAGCAAUCCGUUUUGUCGUCAUGGUGACCCCAGAAGACCUGAAGGCUAACGCAGAAUACAUCAAGAUGGCAGACCAUUAUGUGCCUGUGCCCGGAGGAACUAACAACAACAACUACGCCAACGUGGAGCUCAUUCUAGACAUCGCCAAGCGCAUACCUGUUCAGGCUGUGUGGGCUGGAUGGGGUCAUGCCUCAGAGAAUCCCAAACUCCCAGAACUCCUUCACAAGCAUGGCAUUGCUUUUAUGGGUCCUCCAAGUCAGGCUAUGUGGGCACUUGGUGACAAAAUUGCUUCCUCCAUCGUUGCUCAGACAGCGGGUAUUCCAACUCUACCUUGGAGCGGGGCAGGCUUGACCAUUGACUGGACAGAAAAUAACCAGAAGAAGAAAAUCAUCAAUGUCCCUCAGGAGUUGUAUGAGCGAGGCUGUAUCCAGGAUGCAGAGGAUGGCCUCAAAGCGGCAGAAAAGAUUGGCUAUCCGGUGAUGUUGAAGGCCUCAGAAGGUGGUGGAGGAAAAGGAAUCCGUAAAGUGAACUGUGCUGAUGACUUUCCUAAUCUGUUCCGACAGGUCCAGACCGAAGUUCCAGGAUCGCCCAUUUUCGUCAUGCAGUUAGCCAAGCAUGCUCGUCACUUGGAAGUGCAGAUUCUGGCUGAUCAAUAUGGAAAUGCCAUUUCACUGUUUGGUAGGGACUGCUCUGUGCAGCGACGUCACCAGAAGAUUAUAGAGGAGGCUCCUGCUACCAUCGCUACUUCUGAUGUGUUUGAGGACAUGGAAAAGUGUGCUGUUAAGCUGGCUAAGAUGGUUGGAUACGUCAGUGCGGGCACCGUGGAGUAUCUCUACAGCCAGGAUGGCAGCUUCUACUUCCUGGAGCUCAACCCCCGCCUGCAGGUGGAGCACCCCUGUACUGAAAUGGUGGCUGACGUCAACUUGCCUGCUGCUCAGCUGCAGAUUGCGAUGGGUAUCCCUCUUCAUCGGAUCAAAGACAUCCGGAUGCUUUAUGGAGUCCAGCCCUGGGGAGACUGUCCCAUCGACUUUGAGAGUUUGUCAAACACCCCCUGUCCUCGAGGCCACGUCAUAGCUGCACGCAUCACCAGUGAAAACCCUGAUGAGGGUUUCAAGCCAAGCUCUGGAACGGUGCAGGAGCUGAAUUUCCGUAGCAACAAGAACGUGUGGGGCUACUUCAGCGUCGCCGCAGCAGGUGGUCUGCACGAGUUCGCCGACUCCCAGUUUGGACACUGUUUCUCCUGGGGAGAGAAUCGUGAGGAAGCUAUCUCAAACAUGGUGGUUGCUCUGAAGGAGCUGUCUAUCAGAGGAGACUUCAGAACCACAGUGGAGUACCUCAUUAAGCUACUGGAGACUGAAAGUUUUCAGCAAAAUGUCAUCGACACAGGCUGGCUGGACAGGCUCAUUUCAGAGAAGAUGCAGGCAGAGCGUCCUGAUACCAUGCUAGGAAUAGUGAGUGGUGCUCUGCAUGUGGCAGAUGUCAAUCUGAGAAACAGCGUGUCCAACUUUCUGCAUUCUCUUGAAAGGGGCCAGGUGCUACCAGCACACACACUACUCAACACCGUGGACGUGGAGCUGAUCUAUGAAGGCAUCAAGUAUGUCCUGAAGGUGACUCGUCAGUCUCCCAACUCGUAUGUGGUCAUCAUGAACAACUCUCUAGCAGAGGUGGAUGUUCAUAGACUCAGUGAUGGAGGACUUCUGCUGUCCUAUGAUGGAAGCAGCUACACUACGUACAUGAAGGAAGAGGUGGAUAGGUAUCGCAUCACAAUCGGGAACAAGACUUGUGUUUUUGAAAAGGAGAACGAUCCCUCACUGCUGAGAUCCCCUUCAGCAGGAAAACUCAUUCAGUACACAGUAGAGGAUGGCGGACAUGUGUUUUCUGGCCAGUGUUACGCUGAAAUAGAGGUUAUGAAGAUGGUGAUGACCCUGACUGCAGCAGAGUCUGGUUGUAUUCACUAUGUGAAAAGAGCUGGAGCAGCUCUGGAGCCUGGCUGUGUCAUCGCCAAGCUGCAGCUGGACGACCCAAGCAGAGUGCAACAGGCAGAGCUGUACACAGGAAUGCUGCCGUCUGUCCAGACUGUAGCUCUGAGAGGGGAGAAACUGCACCGAGUCUUCCACAACACUCUGGAUCAUCUUGUUCACAUCAUGAAUGGUUACUGCCUUCCUGAACCUUUCUACAGUGCUAAGCUGAAAGAGUGGGUAGAAAGGCUCAUGAAAACAAUGCGUGAUCCAUCUCUGCCCCUCCUGGAGCUUCAGGACAUCAUGACUAGCGUGUCUGGACGCAUCCCCCCUGCUGUGGAGAAGGCCAUCAAGAAGGAGAUGGCUCAGUAUGCCAGCAACAUUACCUCUGUGCUGUGCCAGUUCCCCAGCCAGCAGAUUGCAAACAUCCUGGACAGCCAUGCUGCUACUCUAAACAAAAAGUCGGAGAGAGAAGUCUUCUUCAUGAACACACAAAGCAUUGUUCAGCUGGUGCAGAAGUAUCGCAGUGGCAUCCGAGGCCACAUGAAGGCAGUUGUGAUGGAUUUGCUCAGACAGUAUCUGAAAGUAGAGAUCCAGUUUCAAAAUGGACACUACGACAAGUGUGUGUUUGCUCUUCGUGAGGAAAACAAAGGAGACAUGGUCAAUGUCGUCAACUAUAUUUUCUCCCAUGCGAAAGUCACAAAGAAGAACCUGCUGGUUACUAUGCUGAUUGACCAGCUCUGUGGCCGUGAUCCCACUCUGACUGAUGAACUCAUGACCAUUUUGACUGAACUCACACAGCUCAGCAAGACAACCAAUGCCAAGGUGGCCCUGCGUGCUCGACAGGUCCUGAUAGCUUCCCACCUCCCCUCCUAUGAGUUGCGACACAAUCAGGUGGAGUCCAUCUUCCUCUCUGCCAUUGAUAUGUAUGGGCACCAGUUCUGCAUUGAGAACUUGCAGAAACUGAUCCUUUCUGAGACGUCCAUCUUUGAUGUUCUGCCCAACUUCUUCUACCACAGUAACCAGGUAGUGAGGAUGGCUGCCCUUGAGGUGUACGUUCGCAGAGCGUACAUUGCCUACGAGCUGAACAGUGUGCAGCAUCGCCAGCUGAAGGACAACACAUGUGUAGUAGAGUUCCAAUUCAUGCUUCCCACUUCACAUCCCAACAGAGGGAACAUCCCCACUCUCAACAGGAAAAUGCCAGCCCCAGUCCUGGACAGUGUAAAAGCCCUGGACAGUAAAUUAAAGGGACCUAAAGCCAAGGACCAUAAAGAACGUGAUAGUGAAUCUAAGGAUGAUAAUGCAGAGAAGAGUAAUACUUCAGAUAUGGAAACGAUGGACAGGAUGUCAUUCUCCUCUAACCUGAAUCACUACGGCAUGGUGCACAUGGCCAGUGUGAGCGAUGUCCUUCUUGACACGUCCUUUACGCCACCUUGUCAACGCAUGGGAGCCAUGGUCGCUUUCCGCUCCUUCCAGGAGUUCACGCGAAACAUAAAUGAUGUUUUGAGUUGCUUUUCGGACUCUCCUCCCCCAAGUCCAAUGUUCCCAGAUGGAGGCAAUCCUGUCCUGUACGGUGAAGAAGACAACAAGAGUGUCCAGGAAGAGCCUGUCCACAUUCUCAAUGUGGCUAUAAAAACUGACAGCGACAUCGAUGACGACGGAUUGGCCGCCAUCUUUAGAGAAUUCACUCAGUCAAAGAAAUCCCUGCUGUUUGAACACGGCAUCCGGAGGCUGACUUUCCUCGUCGCACAGAAGGAUUUCAGGAAGCAAAUCAACUGUGAGGUGGACCAAAGGUUUCAUAGGGAAUUCCCUAAAUUCUUCACAUUCCGGGCCAGAGACAAGUUUGAGGAGGACAGGAUCUAUCGGCAUUUGGAGCCAGCAUUAGCAUUCCAGUUGGAGCUCAACCGCAUGCGCAAUUUUGCCCUGACUGCCAUCCCCUGUGCCAAUCACAAGAUGCACCUUUACCUGGGCGCAGCCCGCGUGGAGGUGGGCACAGAGGUUACAGACUAUCGCUUUUUUGUCCGAGCGAUUAUCCGUCACUCUGACCUGGUCACAAAGGAAGCCUCUUUUGAAUACCUUCACAACGAAGCAGAGCGCCUGCUGCUGGAAGCCAUGGAUGAACUGGAGGUGGCGUUCAACAACACAACUGUUCGGACCGACUGCAACCACAUCUUCCUUAACUUUGUCCCUACAGUCAUCAUGGACCCAUCAAAGAUUGAGGAGUCUGUACGCUCCAUGGUGAUGCGUUACGGAAGCCGUCUCUGGAAGCUCCGUGUCCUGCAGGCUGAACUGAAAAUCAACAUCCGUCUGACUCCAACGGGGAAGCAAAUUCCCAUCCGCCUCUUCCUCACCAAUGAGUCAGGCUACUACCUUGAUAUCAGCCUGUACAAGGAGGUCACCGACUCCCGAACGGGACAGGUGGGGCCCAAAGACCGACAGAUCAUGUUCCAAGCGUAUGGAGACAAGCAAGGUCCCUUACACGGGAUGCUCAUCAAUACGCCGUAUGUCACCAAGGACCUGUUACAGUCUAAACGCUUCCAGGCCCAGUCUCUGGGCACUACCUACGUCUACGACUUUCCUGAAAUGUUCAGACAGUCUCUGAAAAAGCUGUGGCACUCUAGUCAGAGCUUUGCCCACUUACCCAAAGUGCCUCUUCCCUCUGAGCUGCUCACGUUCACAGAGCUGGUUCUGGAUGCCCAGGGCCAGCUGGUGCAGAUGAACCGACUGCCAGGUGGAAACGAAAUUGGUAUGGUGGCGUGGCGCAUGACCCUGAGAACUCCAGAGUACCCAAUGGGACGUGAGAUCAUAGUCAUAAGUAAUGACAUCACACACAAAAUAGGCUCAUUUGGACCCCAGGAAGAUGUGUUGUUCCUGCGAGCUUCAGAAAUGGCACGAGAGAGCGGCAUCCCCCGCAUCUACAUCGCAGCGAACAGCGGUGCCCGCAUCGGCCUGGCUGAGGAGAUCAGACACAUGUUCCACGUGGCCUGGCAAGACCCAGCUGAUCCCUACAAGGGUUUUAAGUACCUCUACCUCACACCUCAAGAUUACAAAAAGGUCUCGGCUCUAAAUUCUGUACAUUGUGAACAUGUGGAGGAUGAAGGAGAAUCCAGGUACAAGAUCACUGACAUCAUUGGGAAAGAGGAAGGUCUGGGUGUUGAGAAUCUGAGAGGCUCUGGGAUGAUUGCUGGAGAGUCUUCACUGGCUUACGAGAAGAUCAUCACCAUGAAUCUGGUCACGUGUCGAGCCAUCGGUAUUGGAGCCUAUCUGGUGAGGCUGGGCCAGAGAACCAUCCAAGUGGACAAUUCUCAUAUAAUCCUCACAGGAGCCGGCGCACUCAACAAGGUGCUGGGCAGAGAGGUGUACACCUCAAACAAUCAGCUAGGUGGAAUUCAGAUCAUGCACAACAACGGUGUGACCCACAGUACAGUGUGUGAUGAUUUUGAGGGCGUUUUUACUUUGUUACAGUGGUUGUCCUACAUGCCCAAGUGCAACUCCAGUCCAGUACCCAUCCUCGACACCAAGGAUUCCGUAGAUCGACCCGUAGAGUUCGUGCCCACCAAAGCUCCGUAUGAUCCUCGCUGGAUGUUGGCCGGACGUCCCAGCCAGACUCCGAAGGGUUCCUGGCAGAGUGGCUUCUUUGAUCUGGGCUCGUUUAUGGAGAUCAUGCAGCCUUGGGCUCAGAGUGUGGUGGUUGGCCGAGCCAGACUUGGUGGGAUUCCUACUGGUGUUGUUGCUGUGGAGACCAGGUCAGUGGAGCUGUCGAUCCCAGCUGACCCAGCUAAUUUAGACUCUGAGGCAAAGAUCAUCCAGCAGGCAGGACAGGUGUGGUUCCCAGAUUCUGCUUUUAAAACAGCCCAGGCCAUUAAGGACCUGAACCGGGAGGGCUUACCGCUCAUAGUCUUCGCCAACUGGAGAGGCUUUUCUGGAGGAAUGAAAGACAUGUACGACCAGGUGUUGAAGUUUGGGGCCUACAUCGUGGACGGGCUGAGGGAGUACAAGCAGCCCGUUCUGGUUUAUAUCCCCCCUCAGGCUGAGCUGAGGGGAGGCUCCUGGGUGGUCAUAGAUCCCACCAUCAACCCCCGUCACAUGGAGAUGUACGCCGACAAGGACAGCCGGGGAGGGGUGUUGGAGCCUGAAGGAACAGUGGAGAUCAAGUUUAGGAAGAAGGAUUUGGUGAAGACUAUGAGAAGAAUAGAUCCCAUCUACACAGCUUUAGCUGAAAGACUUGGAACUCCAGAGCUGAGCCCCGCUGAUCGAAAGGAGCUGGAGACGAAGCUUAAAGACCGCGAGGAGUUCCUGUUGCCCAUUUACCACCAGGUGGCUGUGCAGUUUGCAGACCUCCAUGACACCCCUGGUCGCAUGCAGGAGAAGGGUGUUAUCACGGAUAUCCUAGAGUGGCAGACAUCCCGUCAGUUCUUCUACUGGCGUCUGCGGCGUUUGCUGCUGGAGGACACGGUGCAGAGGAAGAUCCAAGCAGCCAACAGCGAGCUGACAGACGGGCAGAUCCAGGCUAUGCUGCGCCGCUGGUUUGUGGAAGCCGAGGGAACCGUUAAGGCGUAUCUGUGGGACAACAACGAAGAGGUGGUUGGAUGGCUGGAGAGGCAACUAGCUGAAGAAGAAGGCGCCCGGUCCGUCAUCGACGAGAACAUCAAGUACAUCCGCCGUGAUCAUCUCCUCAAGCAGAUUCGCAGCCUUGUUCAAGCUAAUCCGGAGGUUGCCAUGGAUUCUAUCGUGCACAUGACUCAGCACAUCUCACCCACACAGAGAGCUGAGGUGGUGCGGAUCCUGUCCACCAUGGAGACGUCGGCCUCCUCCUAGAUACCGUCGACCUGAGGCACAGCUCAGAACUAGAGGCUCAGCAAGCGCUGAUCCUUACUGAACCCCGGACUGGGAGGGGGAGGAGCCAACACGACGGCCCCUAUAGCGGCCGGACUACUGACGAAUCGUUGGUGAUGAUUCUCACUCAGCGAGACUUUGGAUGAUUGGCAAUUUGUGAAUUUGAUUUCAAGUGCAAUUUUCAAAAACACGGAACUAUCCUGUUACUAAUAUUUAACAAUAUGCUUAUAGUGUACAAAGUUGUUCACGCCUCUAUAAUAAUUAUUAGCCUCCAUGUUUUUGAUGUGGAGUGUGUUUUCUAAAAGAGAAAAGGCUUUAGUCCUGAUCAAAUGCACCUUGGUUUGUGACAUAUGCUUGUUAAGAUUUACAAGUGUUUUGAUGACCAGCUCAAACAAUGACAACACAUCACCUGGGGAGUUAGCCAAAAUGUAGGGGGGGGGAGUUCGCUCUAAUAAAUGAGAAGCACUUAGUUACUGAACAAAGACCGGGAACACUAAAGCAGAUUUUGGCCAGGGAAGCCCAGCAGGGAGCAGGGGCGAGGUCCCUUUUAGACCCCGACUGUUUCACAGUUACCCUGCAGUGAGCAGUGGGCAGCCCGCCUCACAACAAAACCACAGCUGUCCCUUCUGUUCUCACCCACACACGCUGCUUAACAGGCACUUUAGGGCUUACUGUUCCCCCACGCUGCACCCAAAAUCAAACCUGCACCGUGCUUUCACCGCCGCAGCUCACACAGACGUAGAAAACACACGCAUGCACAGAUGAUUGCACACAAUGAGUGAAAGAAUCACUAAUGGUUCCAUCAACACACCACUAGGCUAGAUCCGUGUUGGGCAGAUGUUGCAUUGCUCCUUCAAUCAGCUUAAUGGUUUUAUUUUUAUUUUUAGCCAAAGACGUAAAUUAACUGUAGGUAGGAUGUGUGCUUUGGAGUAAAACAGCUGCAGAGCAUGUCGGAUGUGAGUUGAAGUUAGUGUUAUAAAUUCCUGAAAUCAGAGUCCUGGAUUAUUGGAGCAAACACAUUCAUUUAAAAAUAGUUGAUUUUUGUUGGUUUUUUAAGAUCAUUGCAUUUUGCUAGUUGUGGGCCUUCCUUGUGUCCUUAUUCAUGUGCAGACUAGUUGCUUUAUAAGUAACUGGUUGUUUUCUUGUGAAAACCGAGAGAAAUUUACAGCAGCUCUAAUAAACUUAGUUCAACGUGUGUUUGUGCGAAAACUUUCAAAUCAGUGUUCCACUGGAGACAAAAUAAAGUUUCCAAGAAUUUCCACUAAUUUAA